UGACGGCUCAAAGCGCUGUGUUUACCGUCACUGCAGUAAUGUGUCACAAGUCAAACAGAAGCCCCUCUGACCACCGCUUGGGGGCCGUUAGCUCUCCAGGAGCCACGUGGACGAUAACAUCCUGUGGCAACUUUCUUUCAUCAGUAACAUUUACAACAGAAACUUAAAAAAAAAAAAAAAGAAAAGAAGAAAAUUCUGUAACCAUUUAUUUACCUUUACAUGUUCCAAACCUGUAUGGCUUUAUUUCUGGGAAUACAAAAUGACAUGUUAGACAGAAUGUUAGCCUCAGUCACCAUUCAGUCUCAUUGUAUGUAAAAAAAAAAAAAAAAAGAUGCAAUGUAAGUAAAUUGUGACUAAGACUACUAUUCUCCUUUUUUUUUUUUUUUUUUUUUUUUUCCAAGGAGAAAAAGUAAUGGGAAUUUGGAUCGCCAUAAAAAUAAUUCAGUUUUUUUGGGGUGGGUGAACUAUCCCUUUAAGGUCAUGGGUUUGAUUCCCAGUUAAUAUGGGUGUAAGGGUUUCUGUAUUGAAUGUAUUUUUGUUUGGUUAGACUUGAAUCAAAGCUGUGUCAGAGGGUAAAAUUCUGACCUUUCUCCAGAUUAAUCGGUUAGUUUAUGUGGAAAUGAGAAAAGAACUGAAACCAAAAGCAGCUGAGAACUACAAUGGUAAAAGUUAGCUUUUGUUACCUUUCAAUUAUGGGUUUGUUGAAUACAAAUUUAACAGGGCUGUGUAACCACACCACAUAGAAAUACUUAACAACAGUGCGAAAUAUAGACUUGGGUGGGUCACGUUUUUGAAAGACUUCCAACAGGGGUGCAAUUUUUUGAUGUUCAUAACUUUAAAACUGCUGUUGAUAUUUUCCUUUGUUAUUAAAAAUUUGUGUUGAUAAAAAGAUCAAAUAUUUUGUAUUGAUAGAACAGAUUUUAUUUUCUACAGGUAUAAAGCAUAAUUAUUGAAAUUAUUUCAUUGCUGCAGUGUGUCAGGUUAUUAAUUUUAAAGUCACAUCUUUAUGCGUUUAAAAGGACUAGCACUGCCUGUGCUGCCCCAUCAAGCACUGGCAGGAGAGUAUGCCUCCCCCUGGCAUCCCACUAUGAAAUCCUGGGUGUAAUUGUAGGGUACUGAGGCAGAACAAGAAUAAUCAGAUCAGUCCUGAGACAGAGAGCAUACAUGGAGACACAGCACUGGAUUAACCCCCCACCACCACCAUCAUCCCUGAUUAAAUUACGAAGAGAUCCUGCAUGUAGGUAAACGAGAGCGAGAGAGAAAGAGAGAGGAAAAGCCAUGUGAGGGAGUGGGAGGAAGAAUGAGCCAGAAAGGGUGGCAGCGCAUUACGAGCGAGGGAGCGAAAGCUUGAGAAUGGAGACAGAGAGUGAGGGAGUCCUAGGCAGGAAGCGUGCAAAAGCCAGAGGAACAGAAAUGCAGGGAGUUUGAGGGAAAACAGAGGUCCUCUGCCAACGACAGGACAACAAGAGCAAAGUCAGAGCGAGAGAGAAAGGGGGCAGAGGAAAAAACACAAGGAUAACAUCAGUAACAACCCCCGGGAGGAAGCGAUGAAUGAGAGGGUGGGGGUCAGAGUGAAGGAACAUGCAAGGGAAAGUUUGAAAGUAGAGCAGAUGCAAAAAAUCAUCUGGUGAUGACGAGACCUGGACACUGGAAGGAGGGACACAUCCUCUCAAGAGUCUCCUUCUGAGGCCACAGCAUGUUCCCAGAGACCAAACAACCAACCACGCCAACCCGAUUUCAAUUACAAAAUGGAUUACAAGCUCAGAGGGAUAUGGGCCAACAACUGCCAAGACCUCAAGCGGACCUCCUCGCAUAUUUUGGGAAUGGGGACUACAUAAUGAACACUUGUGGACCAAUGCACGCAAAUUCCUCCUGCAAUGGAUACAAUCACACUUCCAAGCAAUGUCUAGCCAACCAGGGGGGUCACGCACGACUAAACGUGGCUGGACAGGGCAGUCAGGCAGAGUUAACCAGAGUGUUGCAACAUAACAGCGUCUCUGUGAACUCCAGCUUGAGAGAAUGCAGCCUUGUGGUCCACCAACACCAGACCGAGCCACACCUCUCCUUAAGGAAGUGUGUUCUAGACUCGCCAACACAGUUCAGGGGUCAUGGAAACUGUGGAGCGCCUGUUUGUGUGGAGGAGCAACAAUCAGGCUCUGUGAGAGGGCCCCUUAUUAAGAAGCGACAUGCAUCAGACUGGACGGAACCCUAUGAAGACUGCUUUGGUGCUCACAAUUCAACCUUUAAAUAUGAACUUUGCACUUCUAAUGGAAAGGGAACUUUAAGUAGAUCGUUGGGACAUCGAUCGCAAGACUUAAAUAGACCCAGUCUGGCACAUGAAGUUAUGAUCUCUACCAAAGAUGCCAACAAACCCAAUACUAACCACCAAAUGAAAGUUGCCCAAGGGGAUCUCAAUGGACCAGGAAAUGGGAAGACCCAAAGAGCGAUUCAGGACCAGAUUGAAAGAGUCAUGGUGAAUCUUGAGGAAGUUCUACAUGGCCUGAAAGAGAUACAUCUGGAAAUGAAGGAGGUGGUCGAGCAGAUAGAUGUGUUGACGGCCAGCAUUGAUAUGGGUGAAGAGGAACCAGGGGACUCUUUCUGGGGAUGCCGCUCGAAUACGGGUGUACGUGAGUUGGAGUCAUCAAGACGUGGAAUCAACGGGGAGGCGUCCUCUAAUGGGGUCCACUCUGACAAGCCACCGUUCAGUGUAAAAGGCAAAAUGACACUUUGUUCAUCAACCAAAGCCCAUCCUUCACACACAAGAACCACACCUGUAGCUCCACCAGCAUACCCCAUGAAAGAUCAAGGGCUUCGUGAUACAAAACAAAGACUAAAAUCAACUCAGGAGAUGGUCGCUUCCCAAAGAAACGAAUCAGCGACUGUGACAGGACGCAGGGGCCAGAAGCCCCCUCCUUACCCCUACGCCAGCACAAUCGGAAGAGUGAAUCCUAAAGCAAAAGACAAAGAAAUAAUAAAAGGAUUCCGACAUACCCCAAAGAUUUUGAUGGAUUUCUCAUGGAACACCAGCAUAAGACCAGAAACUACAUCCUUGUGUCCACCCACGGCUGUCUGGGACUGAGAGAGAAAAAGAUGGAGGAAUAAGUGACACCAGACACUAAUGAAGAAGCUGUGGGCUGAAUAAUAAAGAGAUCCUGUCUGAGAAAACGUCUAUGGAGCGCUUGCUUCAAACACGCUUUUGAACUUCUGCUAUUUACACAGGGGACAAGGCCACCAAGACGCCAGUGUCAUUUCACUACUGAGAAUUUCCACUUAAUCUGAAGAUAAAUACGUUUUCAUGAAGUCUUGAUUUGCAACACCUGCACACAAAAGGUUGACUGCUUUUGAUGUGAGAGUCGAUGAGCUUUAGGUGUCUUAAAUAAGGUUUAAUACGAGGCAAAUGUCAAAGUCCUGACUGAAGUGAUAUCUUAAACAUGCUCUGGAAAUAUCUGUGCUGAUUCUUUUUAUGUGCAAAUAAAAAAUAAAACAUAUGUUCUGAAUAUU
Myxocyprinus asiaticus (Chinese sucker) is the source of this 3501-nucleotide messenger RNA. RefSeq lists its product as uncharacterized. NCBI's taxonomy places the organism in Eukaryota, Metazoa, Chordata, Actinopteri, Cypriniformes, Catostomidae. The transcript has 4 exons. Gene Ontology annotation, biological process: positive regulation of translation; positive regulation of cell size. The record is from RefSeq and is a predicted model, not a curated record. Bases 1697 to 3079 code for a protein of 460 amino acids.